Molecule: messenger RNA, 1299 nt
Organism: Saccharomycodes ludwigii
Lineage: Eukaryota; Fungi; Ascomycota; Saccharomycetes; Saccharomycodales; Saccharomycodaceae
Gene: PTP1
Product: tyrosine protein phosphatase PTP1
Exons: 1
Coding region: 1-1299 (432 amino acids)
Biological process (GO): protein dephosphorylation
Molecular function (GO): protein tyrosine phosphatase activity
Source: RefSeq, a predicted model, not a curated record
AUGAACACUUUAAAAAAGAUUUUAAAUACGUCAACUGAUACUGCUGUCGCAAAUUUCAAUCCCAUAGAUGGUUCAACUACAUCACAAAACACUACCAAUGAUAGUAACAACAAUGUUGGUAGACCUUCAACUUCUCCGAUAAAUUUUAAAACCAUGCCUUUUAAAAUUAACAAAGGAAAUGUUGAAACCGUUAAAGAUAACAAACCUCGCAUUGAUCUAAAUGUAGAAGAAGAAACACAAAGCUACCAUAUAAAUGAUAAAGAUUUACCACCUUAUCUUUGCCAGCCACAUAAUGAUUUAAUAGAGAAAUUCAGAUAUAUUCAAAAACAAGAAGAUUUAAGGUUGAGAGAUGCCACCAUACAUCCAGAGACUUCAAAGUGGAAACUAGGGUGCUCUGCUGAUAUUUCAAAUAAUAAGAGAAAUAGAUAUGCUAAUAUCAUGACUUACGAAAGAAAUAGAGUUAAGUUGAAUGUUAUAGAUGGUAAUGAUUAUAUCAACGCUUCUUAUGUUAAAGUUAAUAUUCCAGAACAAAGUGAGAGGGCAGGAUUAUAUAUUGCCACCCAAGGUCCAACAUUGGCGACUUACAACCAAUUUUGGCAGAUGUGUUUUGAUAAAUGUCCUGGUAAGGAUAUUGUUAUUGUCAUGGUUACCCCGUUAACAGAAGGUUAUAGAGAAAAAUGUUAUCCUUAUUGGCCGAGUCAAGAAGGAGAAGAAUGGCAUAUUCCACAAAAACAGUCUACCAAGCAGGGUGAUUUUUCUGAAUUUAAAUAUGGAUUAGAUAUAAAAUGUUUAAGUGUUUUUACACCUUCAGCCGCCUCACACAAUCUUCCGUUUACUUAUACUAAAAUGAAUUUAACUAUUUCAAAUCAACCACCCUCUAAUCGUCAUACAAAAACAAUUCAUCAUAUAUAUUUUGAUAAAUGGCGAGACAUGUCAUCACCAGAUGAAUUUGAACCAAUAUUAGAACUGUCAAAGUUUGCCAAUGGAUUAAACAUCCAAAAUAAUCCCAUUGUAGUACAUUGUUCUGCUGGUGUGGGUCGAACAGGUACUUUUAUUGCAUUAGAUCAUUUAGUUAAUUUUACUAAAGAUUUUGAUGUAGAUUUACCUGACUUUGUUAGAGAUUAUACUCAUGAUCUAAUCGAACAAAUUGUGUCACAGUUACGUAUACAACGAUUGAAGAUGGUUCAACUGCUUGAUCAGUAUACAUUUAUUUACAAUGCAGCAAGAGAGAUUUAUAUUAAACACGUCCUUCAGGAAUCACGCAAAAGAUAUAGAAGGAUUAGAGAAGAAAAUAAUUAA